AAAGGAUAAUUCAGCUCCUGCCCGCAGAUGGCAUGCACGUCCUUGUCCUACAAGGUUAGGGAUCCAUUUAAUCUGUGGAGGAGAGGAGUGAAUUAAAAUAAAUGAUGGCUCGACAUUUAUUGCAUUCCGUUACGGGGUGAAGGAGAGAUUGGGGAGGAGGGAGAAGCUGUGGUUGGAGAGAGGGAAGCUAGGGAUGGAGGGAAUCGAGGGAUGGAGAGAGGCAGAGAUAGAGUAAGGAAAGAUAGAGAGAGGGACGGGAGUAUCCACCGGUCAGGUCGUGGUGACAGUGGAUCAACACUGGCAUAGGAUGUUAGCAAACAAUAUAUUGUUCUCUGAACAGAGAAGGGAAUAGAAGUACAGCACCUCUACUGGUGGUCACUGGAUCUUCCCUCUAUCUAGUGGUGGUCACUGGAUCUCCUGUCUAUCUACUGGUGGUAACUGGUCCUAGCAUCUAUCUACUGGUGGUCACUGGAUCUCUGCACUAUCUACUGGUGGUCACAGGAUCUUCUCUCUAUCUAGUGGUGGUCACUGGAUCUUCCCUCUAUCUAGUGGUGGUCACUGGAUCUCCUCUCUAUCUACUGGUGGUCACUGGUCCUAGAAUCUAUCUACUGGUGGUCACUGGAUCUCUGCUCUAUCUACUGGUGGUCAUAGGAUCUCCACUCUAUCUAGUGGUGGUCACUGGAUCUCCUCUCUAUCUAGUGGUGGUCACUGGAUCUCCGCUCUAUCUAGUGGUGGUCACUGGAUCUCCUCUCUAUCUAGUGGUGGUCACUGGAUCUCCGCUCUCUCUAGUGGUGGUCACUGGAUCUCCUCUCUAUCUAACGGUGGUCACUAGUCCUCCUCUCUAUCUAGUGAUGUCACUGGAUCUCCCCUGUAUCUAGUGGUGGUCACUGGAUGUUUGCUCUAUUUAGUGGUGGUCACUGGUCCUCCUCUCUAUCUAGUGGUGGUCACUGGUCCUCCUCUCUAUCUAGUGGUGGUCACUGGAUCUCCGCUUCAUUUAGUGGUAUUUAAUGGUCCUCCCCUCUAUCUUUUUACGUUCACUGUUUCUCAUCUCUCUCUAGUGGUGGUCACUCGAUCUCCGCUCUAUCUACUGGUGGUCACUGGAUCGCUGCUCUAUCUACUGGUGGUCACUAGUCCUCUUCUCUAUCUAGUGAUGGUCACUGGAUCUCCCCUCUAUUUUGUGGUGGUCAAUGAUUCUUCGUUCUAUCUAGUGGUGGUCACUGGAUCUCUGCUCUAUCUAGUGGUGGUCGCUGGAUCUCCGCUCUAUCUAGUGGGUGUCACAGGAUCUCUGCUCUAUCUAGUGGUGGUCGCUGGAUCUCCACUCUAUCUAGUGAUGGUCACUGGUUCCCCACUCUAUCUAGUGGUGGUCACUGGAUCUACGCUCUAUCUAGUGGUGGUCACUGGAUAUCCGCUAUAUCUAGUGGUGGUCACAGGAUCUCUUCUCUAUCUAGUGGUGGUCACUGGAUCUCCAAGUUAUCUACUGGUGGUCACUGGAUCUCCGCUCUAUCUAGUGGUGGUCACUGGAUCUCCGCUACAUCUAGUGGUGGACACUGGAUUUCCAAACUAUCUAGUGAUGUUCACUGGAUCUCUGCUCUAUCUUGUGGUGGUCACUGGAUCUACGGUACAUCUAGUGGUGUUCAAUGGUCCUCCCCUCUAUCUUUUGGUGGUCACUGGUAUUCCUCUCUAUCUAGUGGUGGUCACUGGUUCUCCGCUCUAUGUAUUGGUGGUCACUGGAUCUCCGCUCUAUCUAGUAGUGGUCACUGGAUCUCCGCUCUAUCUAGUGGUGGUCACUGGAUCUCCGCUCUAUCUAGUGGUGGUCACUAGUCCUCCCCUCUAUGUUGUGGUAGACACUGGUUCUCUGCUCUAUCUAGUGGUGGUUACUUGUUCUCUGCUCUAUCUAGUGGGGGCCACUGGUCCUCCUCUCUAUCUAGUGGUGGUCACUGGUUCUCCUCUCUAUCUAGUGGUGGUCACUUGUCGUCAUCUCUAUCUAGUGGUGGUUACUGGUCCUCCCCUCUAUCUAGUGGUGGUUACUGGUCCUCCCCUCUAUCUAGUGGUGGUUACUGGUCCUCCCCUCUAUCUUGUGGUAGUCACUGGUCCUCCCCUCUAUCUAGUGGUGUUCGCUGGUCCUCCUCUCUAUCUAGUGGUGGUCACUGGUCCUAGAAUAUAUCUAGUGGUGGUCACUUGUACUAUCAUCUAUCUAGUGGUGGUCACUGGACCUAGCAUCUAUCUAUUGUUGGUCACUGGUCCUCCCCUCUAUCUGGUUGUGGUCAUUCAUCCACCUCUCUCUUUUGAGUGGUGGUCAAGGCCCUAUUAUCUAUCUAACGAUGGUCACUGGUCCUCCUCUCUAUCCAGUUGUGGUCACUCGUCCUAGCAUCUAUCUAGUGGUGGUCACUCGUCAUUCUCUUUAUCAAGUGUUGGUGACUGGUCCUAGCAUCUAUCUAUAGGAGGUCACUGGUCCUAGCUUCUAUCUAGUGGUGGUCACUGGUCCUCCCCUCUAUCUAGUUGUGGUCACUGGAUCUCCGCUCUAUCUAGUGGUGGUCACUGGAUCUCCGCUCUAUCUAGUUGUGGUCACUGGUUCCCCACUCUAUCUUGUGGUGGUCCCUGGUUUCCCACUCUAUCUGGUGGUGGUCACUGGUCCUAUCAUCUAUGUUGUUGUGGUCCCUGCUCAACCCCUCUAUCUAUUGGUGGUCACUGGUCCUCCGCUCUAUCUAGUGGUGGUCACUGGUCCUAGCAUCUAUCUAGUGGUUGUCACUGGUCCUCCUCUCUUUCUAGUGGUGGUCACUGGUCCUCCCCGCUAUCUGAUUUGGUCACUCGUCAUCCUCUCUAUCGUGUGGUGGUCACUGUUCCUAGCAUCUACCUAAUGGCGGUCACUGGUCCUAGCGUCUAUCUAGUGGUGGUCACUGGUCCUGCCCUCUAUCUAGUGGUGGUCACUGGUCCUAACAUAUACAGUAUAUAGUGGUGGUAACUGGUCCUAGCAUCUAUCUAGUGGUGAUCACUGGUCCUAGCAUCUCUCUAGUGGUGGUCAAUCAUCCUAGCAUCUAUCUAGUGGUGAUCACUGGUCCUCAUCUCUAUCUAGUGGUGAUCACUGGUCCUCAUCUCUAUCUAGUGGUGGUCACUGGUCCUCCACUAUAUCUAGUAGUGGUCACUGGUCCUCCACUCUAUCUAGUAGUGGUCACUUGUCCUCCCCUCUGUGUAGUGGUGGUCACUGGACUUCCCCUCUAUCUAGUGGUGGUCACUGGCCCUCCUCUCUAUCUAGUAGUGGUCACUGGUCCUCCUCUCUAUCUAGUAGUGGUCACUGGUCCUCCUCUCUAUCUAGUGGUGGUCACUGGUCCUCCUCUCUAUCUAGUGGUGGUCACUGGUCCUAGCAUCUAUCUAGUGGUGGUCACUGGUCCUCCACUCUAUCUAGUAGUGGUCACUGGUCCUCCACUCUAUCUAGUAGUGGUCACUGGUCCUCCCCUCUAUCUAUUGGUGGUCACUGGUCCUCGUCUCUAUCUAGUAGUGGUCACUGGUCCUCCACUCUAUCUAGUAGUGGUCACUGGUCCUCCACUCUAUCUAGUAGUGGUCACUGGUCCUCCACUCUAUCUAGUAGUGGUCACUGGUCCUCCCCUCUAUCUAGUGGUGGUCACUGGUCCUCCCCUCUAUCUAGUGGUGGUCACUGGUCCUCAUCUAUAUCUAGUAUUGGUCACUUGUCCUCCCCUCUAUCAAGUGGUGGUCACUGGUCCCCCUCUCUAUCUAGUGGUGGUCACUGGUCCUCCACUCUAUCUAGUGGUGGUCACUGGUCCUCCACUCUAUCUAGUGGUGGUCACUGGUCCUCCUCUCUAUCUAGUAGUGGUCACUGGUUCUCCCCUCUAUCUAGUGGUGGUCACUGGUCCUCGUCUCUAUCUAGUGGUGGUCGCUGGUCCUCCCCUCUAUCUAGUGGUGGUCACUGGUCCUCGUCUCUAUCUAGUGGUGGUCACUGGUCCUCCCCUCUAUCUAGUGGUGGUCACUGGACCUAGCAUCUAUCUAGUGGUGGUCACUGGUCCUCCCCUCUAUCUAGUGGUGGUCACUGGUCCUAGCAUCUAUCUAGUGGUGGUCACUGGUCCUAGCCUCUAUCUAUGGGUGGUCACUGGUCCUAGCAUCUAUCUAGUGGUGGUCACUGGUCCUAGCAUCUAUCUAGUGGUGGUCACUGGUCCUCCCCUCUAUCUAGUGGUGGUCACUGGUCCUCCCCUCUAUCUAGUGGUGGUCACUGGUCCUAGCAUCUAUCUAGUGGUGGUCACUGGUCCUAGCAUCUAUCUAGUGGUGGUCACUGGUCCUCCUCUCUAUCUAGUGGUGGUCACUGGUCCCCCCCUCUAUCUAGUAGUGGUCACUGGUCCUCCCCUCUAUCUAGUGGUGGUCACUGGUCCUAGCAUCUAUCUAGUGGUGGUCACUGGUCCUAGCAUCUAUCUAGUGGUGGUCACU
Coregonus sp. 'balchen' is the source of this 4434-nucleotide messenger RNA. The record is from the annotation of a GenBank genome assembly. Lineage: Eukaryota; Metazoa; Chordata; Actinopteri; Salmoniformes; Salmonidae.